Molecule: messenger RNA, 588 nt
Organism: Populus euphratica (Euphrates poplar)
Lineage: Eukaryota; Viridiplantae; Streptophyta; Magnoliopsida; Malpighiales; Salicaceae
Exons: 1
Coding region: 1-588 (195 amino acids)
Source: RefSeq, a predicted model, not a curated record
AUGGAACAUCGAUCAGGUGCUGUCAUUGAUAUUUUCAGUACUGUUACCGACAACGGAGGCCAUCGAGAUGGCGUCGACCCAAAGCCGAAGAAAAAGCGAAGUCCAAUGCACAUCCUUAGGGUGGCAAAUUAUAUGCUCUCUCUAAAAUCUGAAAAAUCAAAAACUGCCAACACCGAUACUGUCUCAAAGUGGAAGAAACUCUUGUCUUCCAUGCGCCCUUUGCACAUUAACAGCAACCAAUCAGCCCAACGUAGCACUGGGGACAGGGUAACGAUGGCACCUUUAACAUCCAAGGAGGUUGUCGAACAAUCAAAGGUUUAUGCACCUUCCGCAGCAUCCGAGGAAGUUGAACAAUUUGAGCUUUUUACCCCACCUUGGUCACCGGCCCCAAAAAGCACGGGAUCAUCGUCUGGUCAAACUAGCCAAUACGCAUCGGCCCAAAAUCUUCGAGAGCUUGAUGAUCAGAGCGAUGAAGAUGAUGAGGAUAGUUAUUAUGAUGAUAAAUUCGGGGACGAAAAGAUAGACAUGAAGGCUGAGGAGUUCAUUGCUAAAUUUUAUGGCCAAGUGAAGCUUCAACAUAAGAGUUGA